Messenger RNA from Lucilia sericata (common green bottle fly), 10826 nucleotides. RefSeq names its product serine-rich adhesin for platelets. The record is from RefSeq and is a predicted model, not a curated record. The transcript has 6 exons. Bases 1177 to 7866 code for a protein of 2229 amino acids. NCBI's taxonomy places the organism in Eukaryota, Metazoa, Arthropoda, Insecta, Diptera, Calliphoridae.
UGCUCUCACAAUUCUGUCUUUUGGUUUUUCGCCGUCAUUGUGGUUGGUCGUCGGUUGAAAAUAGCGUUUUCUGUGCAAGUACGAAAUAAUUUUUUUUCACCUAAAUAAAUACAAAAAUAUAUGUGUAUAUAUCAAGAAAAGAUUACAUGCAACAAAUAUAAUCCAAAUUACCAAAAAUAUAUAUUUAAUAAAUGCCAAUAAAGCAUUCUAUAUGGCCCACUAAAAUAAAUUGUCUGUGAAAAAGUAAUCAAACGUCUUUGAAAUUGUGUAACCACAAGAAGGUCGAAUUUACAGAGAACUUUGAAAAAAAAAAAUUAAAUAAAAAAGUCGUACUAAAAUAAAGUUUUACUGUUCCCAACAAAACGAAAAGAGAAAUAAUUUGAAUAGAAAACAAUAAAUAUAAAAUAUAAAAACAAGUGCAAAAAAAUAAAACAAAAUAAAAAUAUUAUUUUUGAAGGGUUUUAAAAAGAAAACAAAAAAAUAAAAAUACAACCUUUUAAACACACAAACAUACUAAAUUAUGUUUUAAUUUUCCAUGUGUGUUGUCAUUUUGUUGUCCCACAGUGUGUGUGUAAACGAGUCUGUAUGGGAUUUUGAGUGAGUGUUAAUACUAGCAAUCAUUUAUUACUCAGGUGAUAAAAAUCGUGCAAAUAAAACAAAUAAUUAAUAAUAUUUAGUUUUACAAAAAUAUACUGCUAAACUAAAUAAAUAUAAAAUACACGUUUUUGUUUUCAUUUUCAUAUGUUCUCUAUUUUAGAAGUCAUAUAAAUAACGAAAAUUCUUUCUAUUACCAGAUCAAUGUUUUCUUUUGAAGCAACAAAAAAGUCAAGUGAAAAUGUAAACAAAGAAAAAUAGAAACAAAGUGUAAAUUAAAAGAAAGAAUAUAAUUCUAAAAAAACAACAAAAAAAAACUACGCAUAUUUUCAAAAAAGUAAAAAUAGUAAUAACGCGCGCGCAACUUAUACACAAAAUAAAAUACCUAUUUUUUACCAACAAAGUUUAAGCAGACUGUCUACAUCAAAUAAAGAAAAAUAAAAACAAAUUUUAAACUUUGAUGAACAAACAAAAAAUACAACAACAAUUUAAACACCAACGAAUUAAAUCAAAUAAAAGGUUGAAGAAAAAAACUGAAAAGAAAAGGUUGCAAUAAAUAAACAUUUUGAAAAAAACGUGAAUAUGAGUAGUUUUGUUAACGAUAAUGUAAGCGAAAGCAAAAAACAAGAACAACAAAUAACUGAAAAUCAAGAAAAUAGUGAAGAAACAACUACUGAAACAAAAACAUCAACAACAACAGCAGAAAAAAACAAUCAAUCUGAAAAAGCAACAAUAAGUAAUAAUGAUAAUAAAGUUAACAACAAAUCUAAUGAAACAAACGAUGAAAAUAGAAAAACAAUAAUACAUGAAAAUAAAAGUGAAAAAAUAAGCGAAGAUAGAAAACUAACAAAAACGACAACAACUACAAACAAUUUUGAUAAUAACGAUGUUGUUGUUGCUACCGUCGAUAAAGAUAAACAAAAAGAUAAACACGAUGAUGUUGCUACUGCUCUAGGUAAUAAUGAGAAUUUAAAUAAGCAAACAGACGUUAAUAAAUUGACAACAGCACAAAUAAAUACAAGCGCAGCAGCAGCAUCAUCAUCGGCUGCCCUAUCUGCCGCCACUUGUUGUCUCUCAAAUAUGCCAGCAGGCGAUGUUGAACAACACCAGCAACAACAAGUGGCCACAAUUGAUAAUAAACAAACGACCGCAACAUCUAACACGCAUAGCAAUACGUUACCAACAACAACUGAAAUCAGCAAUGAAGAAGCUAACUCAAUGAAGCAAUUGCCCACUGAAGUAGAGAGUAAUGUAAAAUCAUUGUCUACAACAUUGCCUGCAACAGCAGCAGAAACAGCAACAGUAACCUCGCCUUUGCCGCCACUACCACCGGCUUUAAACACACCAAUCGCUGGCUCCCAUUUGCCACAUAUUUGUAGUGAACCCACAUUUGGCGUCCAAUUACGUAAUAGAAAUACAGAGGAUCAGCAGCAGAAUAAAAGUAAUAGCCCAACAAAAGCAAGUGGCAGUGGUAACAGUGCUCGUGAUUGGCGCCCAAAUACGUCGGCCCUAAACUAUAGUAGUGUUAUUAAAUCGGGCACCGUAAGUGCAUCAGCCUCGCCAAAUAUGGUGCGUAAAACAUCGGAUUCAUCAGUUUUACUACCACGUCGCGUGUCCUUUCCAAAAAGUGACAAUGAAUUGGUCACUGGAUAUUUGGAGCCGGCAAAUCCUUGGGAACAUGUUUGUAUGGUUAAAAGUAUUUCGGAAAUUGCUGAAUUGUAUAUAACGUCAUGUCAAAAGCACAACACAAAACCAUUGCAAUCAAUAUUGGACCAUUUAAAGGCAGUGGAUCUUACCAAACAAUUGAGGCGACAACCACUACUAUCACUGAAGUCAAUCAAAUUGGCGCCAAGUGAUUGUGAAGCAUUAGAAGAAGUAUUAAAAAGGGUGCAGUACAAAUCAAUAGAUCUCUCCGAUUGUAAAUUGGACGAAGCGGCGGCCAGUGCCCUUUUUGAUAUGAUUGAAUAUUAUGAGGCUGCACAUGAAUUAGACAUUUCGUCAAAUGCCGCUGGCAUGACACAUCGAAGUUGGAUAUCAUGCACUUAUAUGAUAAGUCACAGUCAGGAACUGCAGGUGCUAAAUGCAGAAGGCAAUCCAAUAUCAAAACUAAGUGCAGAUCUUUUAGGAAAUGCUUUAAGUACUUCCAAUUUGCAUACGUUAAAAUUAGAACAUUGUGGUUUAAAAGGGGCACCGUUGAGCGGUUUGUGUUAUAAACUUUUCCACAAUAAAGUUCUAAAAGAACUUUGGCUGGCACAUAACGAUUUAGAUUGCCAUGAUGCUGAUACAAUAGCGGGAAUGCUGAAAUGUAAUCAUUAUAUAGAGCUAAUCGAUAUAAGCAAUAAUAAUAUAAGGGACGAGGGUUUGCGUCACAUAGUUAAGGCUUUGAUUAUGCAAUCCAUUGAGAUGGAACGACGAACAACAUUUCAACGUACAGCUGCCAUAGACGAUGAUGGUGAUGGUGAAUGUAUGUCGCCAGUUGAAUCCUCUCCUCCUGUGGAUCUUGCGGACAAAGGUGAUAAUGCGACAUUAGAUUGGAAUGCCAAAAAGGACCAACAACCAAAUGAAACACAGUCAUUGAAAGCGACAUCAAAAAGCAGUGAUUUAGUUAGUGAGAGUAACAUGUGUAAGGAAACACCGUCUAUCUUGCCAUCAAUUGAAGAAAAAGUGAAAGGUGUCGCAGUAGAAACGGGGAGUGAUGAUGUCGUACAUGAACAACAUAAAGUGAAACCUCCAUUAAUAUCAUCUGUUGGAUCGACAAUCGAUGAAAAUGAUGGCGAUGAAGAUACUGAUGACACAGUACGUUCCAGUACGAUUAGAAACCCAUUGCAAAGCACCAGUGGCGGUCAAUCCAUGCUUGAUAAACUUUUAUCGAUGAACAGUGAAAGCAGUAGCGAAGACGGCGCAUCCAACUUAUCCACAGACACCUUAGCCGCCUGUAAUUCUGAAGAUGCUAGUUUAAUUAGUGAUGAAAUAUUCGAUUCUGCUGCUACCACUACAACAAGUACAAGUACAAAUACAAAAGCUCCAACAAACACCUUAGGCUUGGAAGUAACAUCUCUAAGUGAGGGUACAGUGACGUUGACUAGUGCCAUUGUAAAUCCAACAAGUACUGCAUCCUCAGAAGGUAAUAAAGAUGGAAAAGAAAUAGCGAUAGUUUUUCAAAAUUCUCCUCGAGAAUGUCCGUUUAUCGCUGGUAACAAUGUCACACUGGAUGAGACAAAUGUAGUUUUAGUUAAUUCUCCCGUCAACUUGAGUAAUACAGCAAAUAUUCAAAAUACGCUAGUAAUUAAUAAUAAUAACAACAACAAUAAUAACAAUAAUUCAACCCCCCAAACAAUCAAUAUGCCAUUAUCCUCUACACAUACAUCGUGUUCACCCGCCUUCUCAAAUAUUGCCAACGAUCAAAAUGUAGCAAGAUCGGGUGUGUUUGAAGUGACUGCAGAGGAGAGCGACUGUCUUGUGAGUGGUGGAAGUGUAUCUCGAGUGGCGGUUGGUGAUGACGUCGACAUGCGUACGGGGGACCACUCAAAUGUGAUGCAACAUCAUGCUGCCAGCCGAGCUUUGGAUGUUAACAAGAAUACAAAACUGGGAGAGGAUUUCGAUGACACCCACAGUACGGACUCCGCAUUCGAAAGUGCCUCGGAAGGUGAUAUUAGUCGUCAUCUGCCGGAAGAAUUUACCCGCCUAUCUACAUCGCUUGAAAGUACACGAUUCGAUGAAAUUGCCAAAGAGUUGGCUAUUGAGACAGCCACAAUUGCAUCGGAAUCCAACGAAUGCCUUAUAGCGGCCGCAGCUCAAGUGACGCCAUCAUCCACACCUACCCCACCAACUCCACCUUUCACCAAUCUUUCAACGCCUUUAACAGAAAGAGAACGUCUGGCAGCCGAUUCGCCUAUUAAUUCUUGCCUUUCUUCUUCGCUGCCCACUGUUACGACAACAACACCUCCCACGGUUCAAGUAGGCUUUGUUACUUUGGAAGAGCCUACGGAACCUCAAGUUACAACUGCGAAUGAAGUUCGCGAUAAAAUACCAAAGGUGACAAUUGCUCAGGAAAGCCUUACACAGAAGUACAAAUCGAAUAGUACAAUAUGUACUAGCCCCAGUCCCACACCUACACCACCGCCACCAUCCACAUCCCCGGGCGGAGCAAGCAGUGGUUUACGGCGUACAGAAUCCAACUGCGGAUUUUUGACCCAGUCUUCUCGCAAUCGGUCUCAAAGCACAGAUAGUCUGUGCAGCGACAAUUCGUUGGAUGGCAGUAUAGGCAGUGGCGACUUAAAUUUUUCAUCCUCAUCCAACCUUAACGAAAAAAUUACUAAAAACGAUACACUAACGCGGCAGCAACGGCCUAUGGACGCUACGCCAGAGCUUGGCACAAGAACACCAGGCGGCCUAAAGGCACUGGCAGUCUGGAACAACAACUUAACAAAGGAAUCUGGCCUCUACAUCUCAGACUUACUAGCGGAAACUGUCUCGCUAGAACUGCUCAAUAUUGGCAAGAAUUGUCUGUCAAAUGACUUCGUAACUACAAUAAAGGAAAGUCUUACAAAAAAUACUACAUUAACCACUCUGGGCCUACAGAGCGCCCACCUCAGUGCCAAAGGUAUAGAGACGCUAUCGUCCAUUCUAACGUUCGGUGGGAACAGCACCCUGCAACGAAUCGACAUACGCGACAACAAGUUAGAAGUGGAAAGUCUUACAAAAAUAGCCGAAGUUUUAAAAUCGAAUACCACCGUAACGCAAAUUGACAUUGACGAUGAGCCCAAACGUCUCUCCGUGGGUAGUGAAGCCCAUUUAGACUAUGCACGCGUCUUAGAAAAUGUACGAUCGAUGUGUUCCCGCAAUGAAAAAACACAAGCUCAAAUCCAACAGGAAAAAUCUGCGGCAAAUGUAAUGGGCAAGAGACGAGGAGGUUAUUACCUUGGAUCGCGAAAGAUAUCAUUAACUUGCCAAAGCCGACCGGUUGUGGAUACGACGAAAAAUGUUGUAGUUUCUGUGUCUAAUAGCAAAUUAGAUAUUAAACGCAAAACCGGUACAAGAUUGCGCUCCCCAGUACCCAGUCCAACUACAAUAUCUCCAUCGUCGUCACCAAAUCGUGCUAGUAGGUUUCAAGUUUUUCGGGUGCCAGAAGCCAGCCCACUAACAUCGCCAAAUACACAAAAACCGAUUGGCAACAGUCUUGUUGCCGCAAAGGCUGUUUCUAUGAGUAGCGCAGCUAUACCAUUAUCCUCAGCAACGGAAAGAGGAGGUAAUGAUCCUAUUUAUCAAAACAUUACAUCUACCUCGCUACCAACAUCCUGUUCGCUACCAUCAAUGGCAACAAUUUCGUCAUCGACGCAAUCUAUUAAGCGAUUGUCGGUUUCACCACGUUCACGUUUCCUAGUGCGUAAAGUAUACGAAGAUCCUAAUCUACCCUUGACCAGUCGCUUUACCCAACCCAUAACACCUCCAAUUAAUCCUCCACCAACGCCCAUAUCGCGAAAUGCUAAAGAGUCAUUAACGGGAUAUUUAGAGACUACGCCACCCACACAAUCGCAUAAACGUACAGAUGAACGGCGGCAGGAUUCACUCAUUAGUGGUAGUAGUAGUAUUACGACAGCAGCACAAGUUACACCCCCAACAACAUUUGUUACGCCGCCGCCCACCAUAAUUACGCCACAGCAAGAGUUCAAUACUACCACCGAAACAUCUGCAACAAUAAAUACUACACCUAUUUUGAAAUUGCAUCGGGACACUUCUGCAAUGAAAACACCAGCGGAAGCAGAAAUAUCAUCAGGAACAAGAACAACAACCACAAUACAACAAUGUGAGCAAAGUACAAAUAAUACAAUAACAAAUGACAACAACAUUACCAAUCAGACACAAACUUCAACAACAACACCGGCACCAUUAUCAACGACUCCAGUAACAGUACCAAUAAGUUCCAAUAACCUACAGCCUUCACCAUCGCUCCUCUCCACAUUAUCCUCCUCUUCUGACUCAUCUACGUCAUCUUCAUCAUCGUCCUCUUCCUCUACUUCUCCUGCUAGUAACACAGAUAGCUCAGACUCAUCUAUAUCACCAGUAUCAUCGGUUCAUUCUAAUGAAGCAUUAAGCAAACAGCAACAACAUGACCUAACUGGAUCUGGCCAAUGCCCAAUUGCAGUGUUCAGUGACAAUGACAUUACGUUAACCAAAAAUACUGUUAAUGAGGUGUUUGGUCCAGUUGCUGCCGCAGCCGCCGCUGCUGCAGCCAGAGAAAAUAUUGGCAAUAUUGUUGAAACGUCAAACGAAAAUAUAAUGCAACCUGCUGCACAGCAACAGGAACCACAACAGCAACAACAACGCGUACGUAAAGUAUCCUGGAUUUCAAAUCCAACAGCAGUUGAUAAACUGUUGACAUUAUUUCACAAUCCAACUACCAUCUUUCAGCGUAGCUCAUCGCCAGAGUCAAAACCACCAGUAGCAUCAUCGACAACAAAUACAGCGGCCACACAAUUGAGCCAGUCACCACCAACAUAUGCAGAAGCUGCAGCAGCCGCGGUUUUAGCUGCACAGCAGCAACAAAAGUCACAAACGAGUCUAGUACCUUUGCGAAAGCAAUCCCCACCAUCAUGGACGAAACUUGGCAAUGAUAUUAUAACAGCAGCUGCUACAAACAACGUAGAUUUGGCCAAUACUGUAGCAACAACAGCAGCAGCAGUUGUAACCGAACAAUCAAGAUCAUUUUUCGAUGCCGCAAAACAAUUGCGCGACUUUAGCAAACAAGUAUUUCGUCAAAAUCUAUCAUUUGGCAAUGAACCAGUAACCACAGCGUCUACCAGUAGCACAACAAUGACCACAGCCUCAGCACUUAAUGUUCAACCGACAGCCAGCGAAAGUAACAGCGGAAUGUUGUUAGGGCGGGCCGGCGAGUACUGCGGUUGUGGUUGUGUUGGCACAGCAACUGGAUGUUUGUGUGGCACUAUGCUAACCACUGAAUGUAAUGCGGAUUGUAUACCCACCGAUGUUAAGCAGGAGAUAAAAGAGAAUAUAUCGCCUGAACAUACAAUUAACGAAGAAACCUUGCAUAAAAUGCAAAAAUUAUAUGGCAGCAGUGCUGCUAUAACUACCGCAGCAGCAACAAUUAAUUUUGAGCCAAAUGAUGAUAAUAAUGAAACAACUAUUAUUGACUCACCAGCAACUGCAGCAGCAGUAACUCCACCACCGCCUACAACCACAACACAAAUACAACAUUCAACUGUCGCAGCAACAAGUGGCAUUGAAAGUGAAUUACCUGCGCACAAUACUUAAACAAACAACAGCAACAACAAUAUGAAUACAACAUUAUUAAAUUGUGAAUACAAUAGUGUUGCAUUAAAAUGGCACUACUAUACGUUUUUUUGUAUGUGCUGAAGGUGCAAACUCGUAUUCAAACACAAACACACACACACAAAUAUAAAUAUAAAUACCGUUCGUUCUACCACCCUACACCAACCUAAAUCUUACUUUGUUGCCUUGUUGUAAGUUGUUUAUUAUUAAAUUAUUAAUUUUGUUAUAUAUUUUUUUUUAAACUAAUCCCCACACCUAUCGCCCCUGCCCCUACACCCUCUUUAUUUAAUAUUUUUUUGUUUGUUUUAUAGUUAUAAUAAUUAAUUUUUUCGUUAUGAAUUUGCUACACACAACUAUAUAUAUUUUUUUUUGUUAAUUUUAAGUUUUUUUUUUUUUUUUAUUUUAAUAUUUUUAUUUCUUAUUUUUUGUUUUAAUCAUACUUGUAUGUAUAAAUAAAUAAUUAUUAUGGUCUUUAUUAUCAGAAUAUGUCGUCUACUACUACCAUAACUACCUAGCUAGUUUAGUUUAAGCCACUUUUUAUAAUAAUUAUAUUGUUUUCAUUAUAAUUUUUUUUUCUUAUUCAGUAAUUGUGAAUUUGUUUCUGUCGUAAUCGUAUCUAAUUAAGUGUGAUAUUUAGCUAAAUAGUUAAACAAAAAUCAUUAACCAACAAAAUAUAUACAUAUACAAAAAAUAAAAAAACAGUAACAGUGGAAUUUGCUAAACUUAGGAAUGUAAAUUACAAGUCAAGAUACAUAUACCUACAGAUGUAUGUAGAUAGUUAGAGUUAUAGACAAAGAUUAGACAUUAUCAGCUGCAGUAAAGUUCAAAAUAAUGAGGCAAUGUUUUUGUUUACUUUUAAGAUACAAUUUAAUGCUUUAACAUACUUUGUUAGCGUUUAUGAAUAGGAUGAAGAAUGUGCACGUUAAUAAGCAGAAUUUAACUAUUUUUUUUAAUAAUUAUUUGUACUUAAAAAAUAAUUAAUUGUUUCUAAUAUAGAGAAAAUAUACAACUAUUUAUAUCUAAACGCUUCAAAAGUACUUAUCAUACACUUUUUGUAUAAAAUUUAGAUAAUGCGUUUCUUUUUACUAAUGUUCUAAUUUUAAUUGAAUGAAAACACAUUUUGAGUGGUUAUUUUGUAACUGGUUUCGAAAACAAUUUCAUUUUAUAGGUUAUGCUUUAAGCAUUGACUUUCGAAAGUGUUUUCUUUCGAAUCGAAACACUCAAUACAUACCCAUUUUUAAAAGAUAUUUACUUAAACAAGUUUUUCAUGUUAUUUUGUGCCAUUUAAAACAAAUUUUUAACCCAGAGAUCAAAAUGUAUUUUUCUAAAUGAUUAUGCUGCGCUAAAUCCGAAUCUUUAUUUUAAUGUUUACAGAAUGGACUUUCGGAUGGCAUAACAACAUUUUAUAAAUAAAAUUGGACCAAAAUGGCGUUUUUUCAAACUUCAGGACGCAAUAUCUUAAAUCUGAGGUCUGAUUCAGGUUCAGCGGGGCUUAAUCCUUAGAUAAAUAUAACUUGAUCUUAGGGUUUCUACUUUUUUCAAAAGUAUGUACAUUGUGAUCAAAAACAUUGCCUUGUUUAUAUAUUUUAUGUACAAAACAAACAUUAGAUUGGCUGCUCUAGACAAAUAGACGGCUCAAAGCUAAAUGUGUGAGAACUCUACACAAACAAACAAAACAGCAAAUAAAACAAAGAUUAAAACAAAACUGUAAUAAAAGCAACAUAAGGCUCACUUAACAAAUUUAAUUACAAAUAAAAAAGAAUAAUUACACAACAAUACAAUUUAAUAGAAAUUAAAUAAUAACUCAAACAAUUUAACAACCCAUAGUUAAAUUAUAAACCUAAAACACAUGCAUACAUUAAUACAUAUAUACAUAUGUAUGUAAGUACAAUAUAUACUUUUGUUUCCUUUAAUUUACUCUCUCUCUCACUCUAAUUAAACAAUUAUCCUUUCAGUCGUAGUUGUAAUUUAUGCGUGUGAAUUGUUUGUUUUAUUUUUUUUUACUAUUUAAGAAAGAAAAAACAACCAAAACAAUUUUCUUCUUAAUAGUUUAUUUCUGUAAAUACCUACAAAAAACAAACAUAAUAUUAAAAUAUAUUUAUAUAAAAUAAAAAAAUGAUAAAAAUAAACAAAUACAUACAAACAACAAACAAAUUAUACAAAACAAUUAAAAAAAGAAACUACAAAAACCACAACAAACCUAUGUUAACUUAAAAUAAUUUUAAUUUCUUUUAAAACAAAUUUCUAAUUAAGUCUUAUUUAACUAACAAACACUAAUCUCUAUAUUGCUUAAUAUUGUUUAGUUUUAGUUUUAUUUUUUUUGUAACAUUUAUUAGCCAAACAGAUAGAAAUGAAAGAAAUUGUGUAUAAAUUAUAUAAAUGUAAAUAUUGGUAAUUGAAAAGUUAUCCAGCUGGAUAGACGAAAAGUUGUUAAUAAGUACUUCGUUUACAUUAAUUUAAAUACAUAAUUGAGCUAAUGAUUUGUACGAAAUGAAACUGUUUUUUAUAGAAACUUAAAGAUUAUAUGUACAAUUGUAUGAUAUUCUUUCCAUCUCUUUAAAACAAACUGUGUAUAAACAGAAGGAAGGUUGUGCAGGAUUGUCUUUUAAUUAUAUUUUCCUUUAAACAAAUUUUUUACAACACAGUUUCCUAUAACAUUUUACAUUUUAUUUUAUUUGAAAUAUGUGUUUCACUACUAAAACUGUUUAAAUUGGCUUGAUGGUUUAAAUUAAAUUCUGUUAUACCCGUAAUUUCAACAAAUACAUAUCUAUCAGUCCCUAGGUACUGAGUUGAAAUACAUGCCAACUUACAUCAGAGCUAAAGAUACCUAAUAUAUAUUUUAUAUAAUAGAUACAUAUCUAUUUGUUGAGAUUACUGACAUUAAUUAUCUAGAAAAUUGAGAAAUUGAAACUUGAAUUGAAAAUCUUUCAAAAAAAAAAAAA